AUGGCGUCUUCGACAUCCUCCCACUCCGACCCCGACGCCAUCCAAAAAGCAGAAGCAGAUCACCUCGAGAACUCGGCCAUCAAUCCUCGCUGGACACCUGGAUAUGGCCCUCUAUCACGCAUCCCCACCGAUGAAUCCUAUCUCCCUGCCUUUGGAGGUGCUUUUCAACCCGGCCUCUACAAACCCCCAGACCGCAAGUUCGCGAACCCGGCGCCAUUGGGAUUGGCCGGCUUCGCAUUGACGACNUUUUUGCUCAGCUUGAUUAAUUUGGGGACGAGGGGUAUUGCGACGCCUAAUAUUAUUGUUGGACCUGCGUAUGCGUAUGGAGGCUUGAUUCAGAUUUUGGCUGGCAUGUGGGAGAUGGCUGUGGGUAACACUUUUGGUGCUACGGCCUUGACAUCGUAUGGUGGCUUUUGGAUUGGCUUGGGUAUUAUCUUUACACCAGGCGGUUUCGAGAUUGCAUCGGCGUAUGGAGGUGCAACACCAGCAUUCUACUCUGCCGUAGGAUUCUAUCUUUACGUACGUGUCCCCUCGCACCACCAUCUCCCGAGAAGCAAAUCACUAACACCACACACANNGGGCUGGUUCAUCUUCACCUUCCUCCUCUGGCUACUCACCCUCCGCUCCACCGUCGCCUUUUCCUCCCUCUUCUUCUUUGUAUGGCUUACCUUCCUCAUGCUGGCGACCGGAUACAUGUAUACCUCCACCAUCGACGGCGUCACUGCUCCCAACAACAGUCUCAAUCUCGCGGGCGGUGCUUUUGGCAUCAUUGCCGCAUUCAUCGCUUGGUGGAAUAUGUUGGCUGGUAUUGCCGACAGAGGAAACAGUUUCUUUUUGGUGCCUGUUGCGCAUUUCCCUUGGAGCGAGAAGGGCAGACAGAGGAAGAGGGAGAAGGCGGAGAGUAUUAGGGAUGUUGAGAAGGGUGAUUAG
Molecule: messenger RNA, 930 nt
Organism: Aureobasidium uvarum
Lineage: Eukaryota; Fungi; Ascomycota; Dothideomycetes; Dothideales; Saccotheciaceae
Source: the annotation of a GenBank genome assembly